AUGUCUGCUCAGGACACUGUCACAAAUGUCCAAGCGAAACCCGCGGACAAACCCGAGAACACCCUCGAGGCCAAUGGCGAUGUCAAGGUUCCCAAGAUCAGUGUCGACGCUCCCACCUCACCAAGCGGCUCGAUACCGCCAGCGGGACAACUCUUGACGGGGAAACAAGAACAUUAUCUCAAGCGAGAACUCAUCUCCCGCCAGGUAUCGGACGAGAUCGCCGAAUUGAGCAGUCCGACUGCCCUGCAACGGUUCGGCGCUCCAUUUCGUUCGCAAUAUGGCGAAGUCUCGCCCAUGGACUCUGAGUUGCCCAUCCUGCGGUACAUCUUUGUCAACCAUGUCCGAAAUUUCCCCUUCCUCGACCAGGCGAAAGAGAAGGAAUUCUGGCAAGACAAAUUACAGACAUUCCUCGAAUCCUUCGCUAGUAAAUACAUCUCCUCCUCAGAAGACCGGCUGGAAGAGACCAAGAGAAAGAAACUGGCAAGAAAGUCGGAAAAAUUGGUAGAGCUGAUGAUGGUGUCUGGUGUUCCCACGGCUUCUGGUUAUGAAGAGAGAAUACGUUUUGCCGAGAUGGAAGUUGUGGAACGAGGCGCGAACGAGCAAGGCCUGGUUGUGAACAUCCCUGAAGGAAACUUCAUUAAUGACUGGGAUGUCAAUGUGGCCGGUGUGAGAAUCACCUCGGUCAAGCGAACCGUCCGCUACCAUCAGCACGCCGAGUUCCUGAUACGAGUUAAAAGACCCGAUCGGCCAGAAAUAUACGUCGGAAGACGGUAUGGUGAAUUUGUGAAGUUGCACAAGAGAUUACGGACUGAGAUGCCCGGGAAAAUCCUCCCUCCUCUCCCAAGGAAGAACAAGUCAUCCACAAUGGCAUCUGUCCUGCAGUCAGGGGAAGGCGACACCUCAUCGCUCUCUUCCGUAUCUACUGAAGCCAGCGUGGAAGACUCUGGGAGGAACCUUUUGACCGUUCAUCGACGUCUGAAGUCGUCCAGCUCUCUGAGUCCCAACGUUGGGGCAGGCUCACCCAAGUCCUCAGCAUCCCCGAGGACGAGUUUAUCACGAGAAAGAAGUCCCAGCCCUAACCCGCAAGCCGUUCGUCUACAUCGGGAGGACCAAAGGGUGUCAUUAAGAGCGUUCUUACGGACUCUCUUGCAAAAUCCAAAUAUCGCGCAGUCGAAAUCAAUGUCGGACUUCCUAACUCUUCGACCGAUUAGCCUCAAUGAGGAAGAAUUAGAAGACAUUGCACGACGAAAGGAGAUGGACGCAAGGCGACUGGAAGAGCAGAGGAAGUUCUACGACAUUGCCAGAAAACGAGCGGCAGAGCUGGACACCUACAUGGAGAAAUUCCGAAGGAAUAUUGUCGAGGCCAAUGGCUUGACCAAACUAUUUGCCGAGAUCCGAAGCAAAGAGAAGCUUGAAGACUUGAGUCCCGAGUAUCAGAAAUUUGCAGAAUGGCUCAGGAUAGAAGUGGCAGCCACCAUUUACCAUCUAUUCCUGGCAGAAGACAACUCCCCUGAGCUGUUUGCCCAGGCAAAACGGAUACAUUCUCUUGUGCCGUACACGGUAUUGAAGAACGUGAUUCGAAUCGCGAAUCCAGCAGCUGUUAUGUCUGGUGUGUUGGAUCUGUUUCUGGCACAACCCUUUGGCGCAAGAUCGCUACUUCAACGGAUAUUCGCCCAGACGCUGGCAGACGGAAUCCGGCAGUUCCAGAGAUCAAUCGAUGGCGUCGCUGGACAAGUGGCAGACCCAGUCUUAGUCAACAAAAUCAAGGCCUUCGUUGACAGUCCUGAAGAAACCAAGAACAUUGUCCGGCAAGAGGCGAACGCGGAACAAAUUGAUCUUGUCGUCGCCAUUCUCAGAUCAGAGCAGUUCGAACCCGAACUUACGGCGCCACAAAUUCAACGGGUCUACAACGCAUGGGUAGCAUGGAACAGCGCCGUGGAGAACGAAGACGAAGAACUCAAACAAGGUGCCGAAAUGUUCUCGCACCUCAAGCAACUUCUCAAACUAAUGACUCGGCAACGUGACAAGGCCAUGAUGGCAGCUAUGAUUGAGGAGCCCAAUACUCUGCAGCUGUUCCGUGAUUUGUUCACCAUAUUCUACGAACCGCUGAUUCGGGUUUAUAAAUCUGCCAAUGUUUACAGCUCUAUUACGGACUUUGCGCGUUUCGCCGACGACGCAAUCAAAACAGUCGAAAUCGCACAACGGCAAGACGUGUCCGCGGAUCCGAAUCAGACUGUCCAGUCAUUCAUCGACCUUUGUGCCAGACACGAACACAACUUGUAUAAAUUCAUCCACGAAGUCCAUACUCAUGAUAACGGCCUCUUUACUGCCUUGAUGGGCUGGAUCGAGGGCAUCCUUGAAUUUCUCCGCAAAGGCCCCAGGAGCGGCGGAAAAUUGGAUAUGAAUGCGAUUUUGCAAGGGGCGUUAGAUAUGGGGGCGGUGAACAGGGAGAUCAUCAUUACAGAGGUCGAUGCGUUGAUCAAGUGGCAGGAGGCGCGAAAGAAGUGGCAUAGUGAUAAGACGAGGCAGAAAAUGGCGGCUGAGGGAAUAGGGUCCGGCAACUCUUCAGAGGUAGCGACGGGGAUGCCGGGGGCGAACUUCCGUAGCAGUGAUUUCGGAUUGCAUGAGAGCGAUCUGGCGGAUCUUCGCAUUUCCGACGAUGAAGACGACCUCGACUCGGACGAAGAAGAUGCAGAAGACGAUCUCGAUCCUCUCUCGGCUGAACGGCGUCGCCGGAGAAAGGCCCAAGAUAGGCUGAGGAGAAGCGCCGGCGAGCCUGUGAAGCCAGAGGUCAGCGAGGUGCUAAGACUGCGAGAGCCGUUUGUAUCGAUGUUGAGAACCGUUUUGAGUGACUGA
Fonsecaea multimorphosa CBS 102226 is the source of this 2856-nucleotide messenger RNA. RefSeq lists its product as uncharacterized. Lineage: Eukaryota; Fungi; Ascomycota; Eurotiomycetes; Chaetothyriales; Herpotrichiellaceae. Bases 1 to 2856 code for a protein of 951 amino acids. The transcript is spliced from 2 exons. Gene Ontology annotation, molecular function: phosphatidylinositol binding. The record is from RefSeq and is a predicted model, not a curated record.